CAGGAUCCAAGCUCCUUAUCACAACAAUCCCACCUACCCCCUCCCCAACAAGGUCUUUCUGUCAGGUUUCUUACCCACAGCCUUGUGGUUGUGCUUAGGGAGGCUCUAUAGACUUGAAGAGGCUCUUGUUUGCACAAAUGAGACUGUGACAAGAGUUUUAAAAUCUCUUUGCAAGGUAAGUCAGGUAAGAAAAGAUUUGUUUCUUCAAGUUUUCGCAUUGUUCCUUCUUUUUGUCCCUGUUUCAAACUUCAAUGGCAUCCCAGCCUGUGCCCUCGACCCCCAAACCCCCGUCUGCCGCGUCGGAAGAUACACGGACUCCUGGAAAAUGGCGGCACCCACGUCUCAAUGAGAUUGUUCAGAGACAGAAUGCCGCGACGUUUGGUGACAACAAUAUUCGGAGGUUGUCGUGGAAUGGAGCUGCGCUGGUCGCAACCUGGGUCUUUGGGCCGACGCUGAAGUCACAGGCGUUACGGGUGCAAUUGUGGUCCCAAAUUCCCAUGUACCCAGAUCUUUCGGCUUUCCUCCUCCAGGUUUUCUUCAUCGUGAACAUCCUCGUGGCAUUGUUCCCUCUCUUCCGGCCCAAGGACGAUCUGUCCGAUAUUCCUCUGACACCUACGCAACGUUCACUUCUUGGGCUCGACCCGACAGCAACUACCCCCCUGACGCCUGGCACUACUUACGUCACUCCGCCUCGCUAUCGGCUCUCUUCGUCUCGUGCAGCUAGCCCCGCGAGCCGAAGCGGAUCGCCAUUGUCGGCGAACGCGGGGUUUUCCGGGCGCAGGGUCUCAACAGGGGGCUCGUCUUUCUCCGCAUCGACAAGUCCUCUUCUACACAAGGUGGCCUCCAACGGAAGCCGAGAAAGUGGGCGAAGACCGAGCUUUGGCUCCCCAUCUCCACUGCGAAGUUCUUUCGGAGAGUCUACGAUGGCGCCUGCAACGCCCACUCCGGCGGGCAGGAAGCGUGCAAGCUUGGGUCUGAGCAAUAAAUGGUUAUACGAGAGGAGCCGUCGACUAUCUGCCAGCAACGGUGUUUUGUAAUCUUUCUUUGGGUCAUUUCGGUCGAGCUUUGGCGUGUCCGGCGCAAUUUUAGAUUAAUGU
Penicilliopsis zonata CBS 506.65 is the source of this 1097-nucleotide messenger RNA. RefSeq lists its product as hypothetical. The transcript has 3 exons. NCBI's taxonomy places the organism in Eukaryota, Fungi, Ascomycota, Eurotiomycetes, Eurotiales, Aspergillaceae. Bases 252 to 1037 code for a protein of 261 amino acids. Gene Ontology annotation, cellular component: nuclear pore transmembrane ring; nuclear outer membrane. The record is from RefSeq and is a predicted model, not a curated record. Gene Ontology annotation, biological process: protein import into nucleus; spindle pole body duplication.